This is a messenger RNA of Tripterygium wilfordii, 549 nucleotides long. RefSeq lists its product as uncharacterized. Lineage: Eukaryota; Viridiplantae; Streptophyta; Magnoliopsida; Celastrales; Celastraceae. Bases 1 to 549 code for a protein of 182 amino acids. The record is from RefSeq and is a predicted model, not a curated record. The transcript has a single exon.
AUGGAGGCUUCAAAGGAGCAAAAAGGGCUUCUCGACCAGAUCCUUCCUCCGCGUCUGGAAGAUGCUGGCCUCGAGGAAUGCGCCCUACCGCCUGAAUCCAUCCACGAGGCCUUUGUGAAGGCGGCCGCCGACGUCGUUAAGUCCCGUGCUAGGUCCAUCUUCUCCGAAGAGUCGGGGGAUUGCGUCCGCGAUCCAUGGCCUUCCGGGAAGGACGUGUCGGACAAAGUCGUUGGCUUGUCGCCGAGUACGGGCGUGCCAGACGCUUUGGUUGGAGUGGUUCCUGAGAAGGAUGCGCCCGGGUCUUGUGUUGCGGAGAAGGGCAUUGAGGAAGAGGGGGAUAAGGUCGUGGUAGGUGAUGGGUCAGAUGUGGAUAAGCAGGAAGAGUUAGGGAAAGGAAGGGACUGUGUGGAUGGAUUGCAAGGACUGGAGGCUGAAUUGAAUAAUGGUGAUAAAACGGUGGGUGAUGAAGAGGAGGAGGAGGAGAAAGGAACUGAGAGGCCAAUUCUAACGGAGGGUUUUGGUGUGAAUCCCCAAGUAGUUAGUCGGUAA